Synchiropus splendidus (mandarinfish) is the source of this 2616-nucleotide messenger RNA. RefSeq names its product membrane-associated ring finger (C3HC4) 5, like (gene marchf5l). The transcript is spliced from 6 exons. The record is from RefSeq and is a predicted model, not a curated record. The coding region runs from base 1539 to 2453 and encodes 304 amino acids. Gene Ontology annotation, molecular function: zinc ion binding. Lineage: Eukaryota; Metazoa; Chordata; Actinopteri; Syngnathiformes; Callionymidae.
GUUUGUAUUGUUCUCAUUCUGAUGUUAACGAAUUUGCUUGGCCUAAAUAUCACACCUUCACACCCACAUGAUCCAAAUUGACAUAUAUCGCUAAUGUAUAUAUCUAUGCAUCAACUUGACGGUUGGAAGUAAGCUGAGGAGGAGUGAUGUGGAGGCUACAGCUCCGCGGACAGCUAAGCUAGCCGGGUUCCACCGGGAGCUAACGGCAGCUAACGGGGGUCUGUACACGACUGCGCCGCUGCCCGGGGAGCAGAGCAGCUGUGAUGCACACUGCUAGCUGCCGUGGUCCACCAAUACCAGCUGUGGGAGUAGCUGAGGCAGCAGCGGAACACCGGAUGGAGGUGAGCUAGCGGCUAGCAGGCAGCAGCGGCCUCGGUUAGGGUGUGGAUCCGUGACGUCAUACUCACAUUAUCGAUCACCACCGGCUGGUUAGCCAGGAUGUCAUAGGACUCCAUGACGAAGUGACAGUUUUGUAGGUGUUGGUGAAGAUCGGUGGCCGCUCUGCUGCCCGGUGAGUGAGCUCAGCAUGUACAAACAGACGCCCCGUGUGUCCGCACUUUCCGCCGCUCGACGACGCCGCUUGACGCCGCCGCUCCUCUGUGCUCAAGCCCCACCCCGUCCUGCACCACAACAACCGGGCAGCAGGCCCUGACGGAUAGACGCUGGAGCCAAUAGUAUUCACAAUUGGCGUGACUGACAGAAGAGACAUCCAAUGAUGUAAACUGUAUGGAAGCCCUGGUGCUUCACUCGAACUCACUGACAACAGCAACGUGGAAGCUGGUGACCGACACAUUUAUUCUCGAUCAGCAGGUUCUAUUGUCCGUGAGGUAAACUCUGCACCUUCUGUCUGUGCUGUGCUUCCCCGCAGAGAAAUGGAUCAACCACAUUUGACAGACAAGAAGCCCAAAAGCAAGAGCGCCGAAUGCAUCAGUUGAAUGAACUGAAGGACGAGAUUCAAGUUUGCAGGACGUUUAGACAACGUUCAGAAACGUCAGACGCUGUGAAGACACAAAUCGAGCAUCCGAUGUAAAGAUGACAAUGAAAAACGACAUGAACGCAUCUCCGCCGUUAACAACCAAUGGGAAAGUUGCUCAGGGACAGUGGGUGGGGCCUCGCUGCUCUGGAAACGGUGAGGACUAGCGGUUAAACUGGUCGACAGCGGAGACAAAAGUAUUUUAGCAUGGAUUAACAUCGCUAAUUCUAGGUACGAUUUGAUUGUUCAUACAGCGUCAGCGAGUAACGCGUAGAACACCAUUGACUGGACUUCGAUAUUGACUGUUUAAAUCGAGGAGUAGGUGCGGCUAACCGGCUGUUAGCUCCCAGGUCGUAACAGGUGACUGUAACUUUAGCUGCUGCUUUGGCUGUUUCAGUUGGAUUUUCGUUUCAACAAGCAUGUUUGUUUCCGUUGUUGGCCUCGAUGACUGGUGACCCAUGAGGGGGGAAUGAGCUGAACCCUGUAAACAAACCUGAGAGGUUAAAAUUAGAAUCAAGCGUUGACUUCCAUUUGUGCACCUGAUGACGGCGUAGUUUCGUAACGAAUGUGGACUGAGCCGAUUGUGACCGAUGACGUCAUCGUGGCGUUUCUGGGUGUGCAGGUGUUGUGGAUCAGCUGGGAGUUCAGAUGGUCAUGUCUGGUUCUGAAGAGCAGCAGGAGAAACAGGGACGACCGGGCAGCGGACUGGGUCAGUCCCUGCAGAUGUCGUGGGUGCACCAAGUGGAUCCACCAGGCCUGCCUGCAGCGCUGGCUGGAUGAGAAGCAGAAGGGCAACGGUGGCGGCCCGGUCAGCUGUCCUCAGUGUGGAACCGAGUAUCUGAUCAUCUUCCCAAAAAUGGGUCCAGUGGUGUUCUUCUUGCAGCAGGUGGACCGGGCUUUGUCCUGGGCCAGUCCAUUCGCUGCAGUGGGUGUGGUGGUGGGGACGGUGUACUGGUCAGCGGUGACCUACGGGGCCGUGACCGUCAUGCAGGUGGUGGGCCACAAGAAGGGUCUGCAUGUGAUGGAACGUGCCGACCCACUGUUCCUGCUGAUGGCGCUGCCCACCAUCCCAGUGAUGUUGGUCCUGGGGAAGAUGAUCCGCUGGGAGGAUUACAUCAUCAGACUUUGGCAGAGACACACACUGAGGCGCAAGAAGGGUUCCCACGGUUACCCACCACGGUUGCCACUAGAGGGCCCAUCAGCAGGGGACCACUUGUCUGUGUCCAGGACUCUCUGCGGCGCCCUCAUCUUCCCGUCAGUGGCCAGUCUGGUGGGUCGUCUGCUCUUCCAGCAGGUGACCUCUGACCUGCAGAGAACCAUCCUGGGUGGCGUCACGUUCGUGCUACUGAAAGGGGCAAUGAAGAUCUACUUCAAACAGCAGCAGUGCAUCACUCAGGCCGAUCGACAGAUCCUCAACUACCCCGAGACAGUGGUCCACGCUGAGAGAGGGGAUGACAUGGAGGACAGCGGGACCGAGUGAAACAGUUCAUCAUCUCAGACACGCAGAGAGGUUUAUUUUUCUACGUUCAAUCCGAGGAACACUUGUAGGCGUUUCAAGUUCUUGGAUGCACUUUGAUGAUCUUCUUGUGAAGCUGCUGGUUUGUGAAGCUGCUGCUCUUUGCAAUAAAGUCGUCUGCGGAAUC